AUGGGCGACAAUGGAUUGACUCAAGACGACUUUCGUAAAUUGCUGCAAACGCCUCGACCAGGAGCAUCCACCAACAACGAGACACCUCAAUUCAAAGCACCUCCUCCAAAGACGCCAAGGAAUACGGGUGCAGUGUUUGCACAGCCUCAUUCAGUGCGUAAGAAACGACCCAAACCAACAGCACCACCAGCAACACCAUCGAAUUAUCGUGAUCGAGCAGCUGAACGACGUGCCAACGAGACGCAGGAUGAGGGAUCAACAGAAGAUUUGUUACAGCCACGUGAGCAGGAUGAGACAUUGGAUGCCAAAGAAGUAUAUGAACAAUCGAAAUAUCUUGGAGGAGAUGUGGAGCAUACGCAUCUUGUAAAGGGUCUCGAUUACAGUUUAUUGGAACGUGUUCGCACCGAUUUGAACAACAAAGCAGCACAAGCAGAAGCACUUUUGGAGCAACAACAAGAAGAAGAGGAGGAAGAAGAGGAGGAAGAAGAAGAGGAUGAUCCAACAGUGGAAAAGAAUCAAGAAAUCGAUGAAGCUUUGAGCAAGAUUGGAAAGCAAGAGCAAGUCAAGGUGCACACUCUUUUGGCCAAGAACAUUGCCCACUUUUUCAAGCAGAGUCAAGUUAAGCGAUCGACGGACUUGUUUAUGCCCGGGCGUAUGGCGUAUGUCUUUGAGAUGGCGGAUCCAGUGGGUCAUUACAAUGAUGCCUUUGAACAACCAACAUCCAUCACACGCAGCAAAGCAGAUACUGUACGACGACAGAGCGAUCUUCAGGCUGAGACGGAGCUCGUUAUACGCAAGAUAUCAGCAAUCAUGCGCAAGGAGAACAACAAUAAUAGCACAUCAGAGACCAAAGAGACACCAAAAUCAACCACCAAAGCAACUGAAAAGAAAAAGGAGGCACCAGUAGUUACAUUCGAUGGCGAUAUUUUUGCUGAUGUCGGUCGUGAUUAUGAGUUGGAUGAAUCCUCGUUACAGAAAGCACAAUCAUCAUCAUCACCAUCGUCAUCACCACCACCGCCAGCAGCAGAAACCACUACCAACAACAAGAGCAAUUACUUUACUGGAUUGAUGCAUGAACAAGAGGAAGAAGAAGACACUACUACAGCUGAUGUUGAUAUGAAAGAAGUAUCCAAUUUACUAUCUCAGGCAACAAAACGCGAGUCUUCCUCUGCCGCAUCUUCUUCCAGCACAGAGCGUGAUGGUGUCAAGCGACCUAAAUUCGCACACGAGCAAAUGGAUGUGGAUGCAGCUGAUAUUGACAUGUAUGGAUUGGGUUCAGAAGCACUACCGACAUCGUUUGAGGAACGUCGACGUACGGUUGCCUACGAGUCGGGUGAAGAGGAGGGUGAUGCUGCUGCCACAUCAUUGAUCGAUCAAGGCACUCACAGGAACAAAAAGGCGCAGCUCACACGAUGGGACUUUGAUGAUGAGGAACAAUGGCAAAAAUACAAGGAUUCAGUCGAGAUUCAACCCAAGAGCGUGUCUCAAUUUGGUGUGAAAUUAGGCGAUGGCAGGAAACGAAAUCGUGAACAACGCCGUGGCAUGUCCGAAAAACAAAAGCUGAAUCGUGAAUACCAAAUGGUCAAGAACAUCAUGGAUAAAAAGUAUGGCAAGAAAUAA
Messenger RNA from Lichtheimia ornata, 1620 nucleotides. RefSeq lists its product as uncharacterized. NCBI's taxonomy places the organism in Eukaryota, Fungi, Mucoromycota, Mucoromycetes, Mucorales, Lichtheimiaceae. The transcript has 3 exons. Gene Ontology annotation, biological process: mRNA splicing, via spliceosome. Gene Ontology annotation, cellular component: nucleus. Bases 1 to 1620 code for a protein of 539 amino acids. The record is from RefSeq and is a predicted model, not a curated record.